Messenger RNA from Trichosurus vulpecula (common brushtail), 279 nucleotides. Its product is annotated as 60S ribosomal protein L38-like. Bases 20 to 232 code for a protein of 70 amino acids. Gene Ontology annotation, molecular function: structural constituent of ribosome. Gene Ontology annotation, cellular component: ribosome; cytosolic large ribosomal subunit. The transcript has a single exon. Gene Ontology annotation, biological process: translation; protein-RNA complex assembly. The record is from RefSeq and is a predicted model, not a curated record. Lineage: Eukaryota; Metazoa; Chordata; Mammalia; Diprotodontia; Phalangeridae.
GCGUCCCGCCGCCGCCGCCAUGCCCCGAAAAAUCGAGGAAAUAAAAGACUUCCUGCUCACAGCCAGGAGAAAAGAUGCCAAAUCUGUCAAGAUCAAGAAAAACAAGGACAAUGUGAAGUUUAAAGUUCGAUGCAGCAGGUACCUGUACACAUUGGUCAUCACAGACAAAGAGAAGGCAGAGAAACUUAAACAGUGCCUGCCUCCUGGUUUGGCUGUGAAGGAGCUGAAGUGAAGGAAUCAUUCAAUGUUCCACCUGUAUUAAAAUGUAGGGGGAAAAAA